Messenger RNA from Trichomycterus rosablanca, 2418 nucleotides. RefSeq names its product protocadherin beta-16-like. The transcript has a single exon. Gene Ontology annotation, cellular component: plasma membrane. Lineage: Eukaryota; Metazoa; Chordata; Actinopteri; Siluriformes; Trichomycteridae. Bases 1 to 2418 code for a protein of 805 amino acids. Gene Ontology annotation, molecular function: calcium ion binding. Gene Ontology annotation, biological process: homophilic cell-cell adhesion. The record is from RefSeq and is a predicted model, not a curated record.
AUGUCACUAAAGUCGUCGUAUGUAAAAUUUGGACAGUUUUUACAUUUACUACGUGUGGUUUUCUUUGUUCUCCUCAUUAGUCCGCCCAUUGUAAGUGAAGAUUUGAGCUACACGGUUCAAGAAGAAAUGAAACAGCGGUAUGUGAUUGGAAACGUUGCAAAGGAUCUCGGACUCGAUGUUUUAAAACUUACAGGCCGAAAGGCUCGGAUAGAUGACAGCAGCAAGGGGUUUGUGGAUGUACAUUUCAAUACUGGGGAUUUGAUUAUUGCAGAGAUAAUAGACAGGGAAAAACUGUGUGGCUCGAGGCAAAACUGCAUCCUGAAUUAUGAGCUCGUGUUAGAAAAUCCACUCGAGUUGCAUCGCAUUUCUCUACAAAUUGACGAUAUUAAUGAUAAUGCUCCAACAUUUCUUAACAAGCGUAUUGCAUUUGAGAUCCAAGAAUCUGCAAUAAAAGGACAGCAUUUCGUUUUGGACGAAGCUCAUGAUUCUGAUGUCGGAGUAAACGGUGUUAUAGGCUAUUCACUCCAGAUUAACAAUCAUUUUUCUUUGUCUGUACACGACAAUAAAAACGGGCGGAAAUAUGCUGAGUUGGUGCUUGAGAGAGAGCUGGAUCGUGAACAACAAAAGGACAUUGACUUGAUUCUUACUGCAUUUGACGGCGGAAUUCCUCAGAGAUCGGGGACUGCUGUCAUUCACAUAUCUGUGCUUGAUGCUAACGAUAAUGUUCCAGUGUUUGGUCAGCCAGUAUAUAGAGUCGUUUUGGUUGAAAAUGCACCUUUAGGUACAGAAGUCGUUACUGUGAACGCGUACGAUGCUGAUGAAGGAGCGAAUGGAGCUGUUACAUAUGAAUUUAGCCACAUUUCUCAUAGUGCAGCGUUAUUAUUUACAAUUGAGAAGCUUACUGGGCAAAUUAGUGUAAAUGGAGAUAUUGAUUAUGAGGAUGAAAAAUAUUAUGAAAUUGGUAUUCGGGCCAAAGAUGGAUCUGGUUUAGCAUCAACUGCAACUAUUAUUAUAAAUGUCAGUGAUGUAAAUGACAAUGCACCUAAUAUUAACAUUAAGGCUUUAAACAACCCGUUACCUGAGAAUGUUAUUGCUGGCACCGAAGUAGCCAUUAUUAAUGUUCAGGAUAAAGACUCUGGGGAUAAUCGCCAGGUUCAAUGCUCUAUUCAAGAAAAUGUCCCCUUUAAAUUAAAUAAAUCGAUAAAGAAUUAUUUUACCCUGCUAACCACGGGCAUCCUUGACAGAGAGAAAGAGACAAAUUAUAACAUAACGAUCGUUGCUACUGAUAGAGGCACUCCACCACUGUCCUCAUUCAUGACAAUUAAUUUAACUGUGUCAGACGUGAACGACAACUCACCCAGUUUUGUUCAGCAGUUCUUUACCGCAUAUGUAACAGAAAACAACAAACCAGGUAGCUUAAUUGGUUCGGUUACUGCAACAGACCCAGACUGGAGGCAGAACGGAACAGUAAUGUAUUCUCUGGUACCCAGUGAGGUCAACAGUAUACCAGUAGCCUCAUUUGUAUCAGUUAAUGCAGAUACCGGGGUAAUCCAUGCUGUGAGAUCAUUUGAUUAUGAGAAGAUCCGAAACUUCAAAUUCCAGGUGUUAGCCAGAGACAAUGGUUCUCCUCCACUUAGCAGUAAUACUACUGUAAGUGUUUUUAUAACAGACGAAAAUGAUAACUCUCCUCAAAUAUUAUACCCAGCUCCGGAGGAAAAGUCUUUAAUGACUGAGAUGGUUCCUAAAGCUGCGCUUUCGAGCUCUUUGGUCUCAAAAGUGAUUGCUGUAGAUGCAGACUCUGGACAGAAUGCGUGGCUCUCUUAUCAGAUUGUUAAAUCUACCGAUCCGGGACUUUUCAGUAUUGGCCUUCACAGUGGAGAAAUCAGAGCACUACGGGACAUAAGUGAACCAGACAGCGUGAAACAAAACCUAGUUAUCUCAGUGAAAGAUAACGGACAGCCUCCUCUUUCUGCAACAUGUGCUGUAUAUUUGCUUAUUUCUGAUAACCUUGCUGAUGUUCCAGAACUUAAAGAUAUGACCUAUGAGGAAAGCAACUCCAAUCUGACAUUUUAUUUGAUCGUUGCGCUUGUUUCUGUGUCAACUUUUUUUCUGACUUUUAUUAUUCUCAUUGUGGCUGUGAGGUUUUGCCACGGGAGGAAACCAAGACUGUUGUUUGAUGGAGCGGUCGCCAUUCCCAGCGCGUAUCUUUCUCCUAACUAUGCAGAGGUGGAGGGAGCUGGAACUCUUCGAAGUUCUUACAAUUAUGAUGGAUAUCUAACAACAGGAUCACGUACCAGUGACUUUAAGUUCAUUACGUCUUACAAUGACAACACGCUUACUGCUUCUUUAAAGAAGAGUCCAGAUAAACCCCACAUGGUUAGUCUGUUAGAUUCGUUCAAUACCCUAGAGGUAAGAUGA